Messenger RNA from Mangifera indica (mango), 1975 nucleotides. Its product is annotated as probable protein S-acyltransferase 7. Lineage: Eukaryota; Viridiplantae; Streptophyta; Magnoliopsida; Sapindales; Anacardiaceae. The transcript is spliced from 6 exons. Gene Ontology annotation, biological process: peptidyl-L-cysteine S-palmitoylation; protein targeting to membrane. Gene Ontology annotation, molecular function: protein-cysteine S-palmitoyltransferase activity. The record is from RefSeq and is a predicted model, not a curated record. Gene Ontology annotation, cellular component: Golgi apparatus; endoplasmic reticulum. The coding region runs from base 376 to 1710 and encodes 444 amino acids.
GUCACAGUCACAGUCACACUCUCUAAUCUCUAUCUCAGUUCUUAAAGUGACGGUCCACCCACCACAGCCGACCCAUCUCAAUGCCCCUCCCCCAAUCACGCUUUUCCACGACACUACUACAUCCUCUACAGCACAGAUAACACAGACAACAAAGCGCAAUCAGAAUCUCUGUUAAUUAACCUCACUCGAACUCCUCCGGCGGCCCCCCCCUCCCCUCUCUCUCUCUCUCUCACUCUAUCUACAUCUCAUGUCUUGUCGCCGUCUACUGUCAACUCGCUGCGUUCUGGCUGACCUUAACUCGGUUCUUCUCGUUUAAGCUCGCGAGAUCACGAUUUUGUGUUAUGUUUUUUGUGGUCUAAGCUGAGUGACAGAGAGAUGUAUGUAGUGCCGCCACCUCAGCGAUCGGAUCCGAGAUCCACGGGCGGGUCGGGCGAUCUACGAGUCUAUCAAGAUUGGAAAGGAAGCAAUAUAUUUUUUCUUCAAGGGAGGUUUAUAUUUGGACCAGAUGUGAGAUCGCUGGGGUUGACUAUAUUUCUCAUUGUUGCUCCUGUUGCAGUUUUUUGUGUCUUUGUUGCUAAAAAAUUGAUGGAUGAUUAUUCUCAUCAUUGGGGAAUAUCAAUAAUGGUUGUUGCGGUAGUAUUCACUGUUUAUGAUUUACUUCUUCUUUUGUUGACAUCAGGAAGAGAUCCUGGUAUAAUUCCACGCAAUGCACACCCUCCAGAGCCAGAAGGCUUUGAUGGGAGUGUAGAUGUUGGGUCUGGCCAGACUCCACAGUUACGUUUGCCUCGUGUGAAGGAAGUGGAGGUCAAUGGGGUUGCAGUGAAAAUCAAAUAUUGUGAUACUUGCAUGCUUUAUAGACCUCCUCGCUGCUCACACUGCUCAAUUUGCAAUAACUGUGUGGAACGUUUUGAUCACCACUGCCCUUGGGUUGGGCAAUGUAUUGGGCUGAGGAAUUAUCGAUUUUUCUUCAUGUUUGUCUUCUCGACUACCCUUCUUUGUAUAUAUGUUUUCGCAUUUUGCUGGGUCUACAUUAGGAGGAUAAUGGAUUCAGAGGAGACAACAAUUUGGAGAGCCAUGAUCAAAACUCCUGCAUCAAUCGUUCUGAUAGUUUACACUUUCAUAUCUAUGUGGUUUGUCGGUGGCCUUACUGCCUUUCAUUUAUAUCUUAUUAGCACAAAUCAGACUACUUAUGAGAAUUUUAGAUAUCGAUAUGAUCGGAGAAUCAACCCCUAUAACAAAGGGGUGGUGGGAAACUUCAAAGAAAUAUUUUUCUCAAGCAUACCCUCAUCAAAGAACAAUUUCAGGGCAAAGGUGCUGAGGGAACCCGGGUUACCAAUACGACCAGCGGGUGGGGGUUUUAUGAGUCCAAAUAUUGGCAAAGCUGUGGAUGACAUUGAAGUGGGAAGGAAAACAGUGUGGGGAGAUAUUGGCCCUGGGGCUGAUCUCCCAGAAGGGCAACUCAACAACAAUGAUCGCGUAAAUGUUAAAGAUGGUGAACUGGCUGACUUAUCCCCAGACAUAAGGACCACGGUGGACGAAGGGGAUCGUGCUGGAAUACAUCCUAGGCGAUCUAGUUGGGGAAGAAAGAGUGGAAGCUGGGACAUGUCACCUGAAGUUCUUGCUUUGGCUGCUAGAGUUGGGGAAUCAAACCGUGCAGUUGGGAGUAGUAGUAAUGGCAGCAACUCGACAACUGAGAAUAGACAGACAUAGCCAGAGCCAUGACAGAAAAUACAUGCAGUUGGGAAGAGCUUUGUUUUGCCAGGAUGUUUGAUAAAUGUUGGUUUGGCCAUUUUGGUUGAUGUGUGUUGUAUUGUAUGAGUGAGCUUUCUUUGUUCUGAUUUUUGUAUUUGUGCAAUUAGUUAGAAUCUAAUUGUAUUGAAUAUGUGGAUCCAGUUACUCCUAUAAUCUAUCAAUUUAGUUAUUGGAGUGGGACAAAUGUUCGGUUGCCCUAAAUCUAGUUUGUCCCUUUUCCCAA